Molecule: messenger RNA, 2242 nt
Organism: Drosophila bipectinata
Lineage: Eukaryota; Metazoa; Arthropoda; Insecta; Diptera; Drosophilidae
Product: glucose dehydrogenase [FAD, quinone]
Molecular function (GO): oxidoreductase activity, acting on CH-OH group of donors; flavin adenine dinucleotide binding
Source: RefSeq, a predicted model, not a curated record
GAUGCUGAGCCGAGCUACCAUUUCACCUGCUUCCAAGUGGCCGCAGAGUUCAGUUACCGAUCACAGCAGCCAUGGAGAAGCCGCUGUCUCUGUUCCUGCUCCUCACCCAGCUCCUGGUACUGGUGAUCCUGGCCAGCUGCCAGAGGAACCAGAAGAAUCAGAAUCGCAAUCGGAAUGGCAACCAAAAUCCCGAACUGGAUGAUCUCAGGCGCUUGGGAUUGGGAAAUAUCAUCAAUGUGCCGCUUUAUAGCGAUGUGCCCCAAUCGCACUACGACUUCAUCGUGGUGGGAGCCGGAGCUGCGGGCUGCACCCUGGCCGCCCGCCUCUCCGAGAACCCCCAGUGGAGCGUCUUUCUGAUCGAGGCCGGCGGCGUGGAGAACCUCGUGCACCAGGUGCCCGUGCUGGCCGCCCACCUGCAGGCCACCGCCUCCAACUGGGGCUACCUGUCCCAGCCGCAGCGCCACGCCUGCCGGGGCAUGCCCCAGAACCAGUGCGCCCUGCCCCGGGGCAAGGUCCUCGGCGGCACCAGCUCCAUCAACUACAUGAUCUACAACCGUGGCAACCGACGGGACUUUGACGGCUGGUCGGCCUUCGGGAAUCCCGGAUGGAGCUACGAGGAGGUGCUGCCCUACUUCCUGAGGAGCGAGCGGGCCCAGCUGCAGGGGCUGGAGCACUCCCCCUACCACAACCACAGCGGGCCGCUUAGCGUGGAGGACGUGCGCCACCGCAGCCGGCUGGCCCACUCCUACCUGCGCGCCGCCCAGGAGGCGGGCCACUCCAAGACCGACUACAACGGCGAGUCCCAGCUGGGCGUGUCCUACGUCCAGGCCACCACCCAGAAGGGGCGGCGGCACAGCGCCUUCCGGGCGUUCAUUGAGCCCAUCCGCCAGCGCCGCCGCAACCUCCACAUCCUCACCCUGGCCCGGGUCACCCGCAUCCUCAUAGACGGCGCCACCAAGUCCGCCUACGGCGUGGAGCUCACCCACCAGGGCCGGCGGUACCAGGUGAAGGCCCGCAAGGAAGUGAUCCUCUCAGCAGGAGCCUUCAACUCCCCACAGCUCCUGAUGUUGUCGGGGAUCGGGCCGGAGGACAACCUGAAGGCCAUCGGGGUGCCCGUAGUGAAGGCCCUGCCGGUGGGGCGACGCCUCUACGACCAUAUGUGCCACUUUGGACCCACCUUCGUGACCAACACCACCGGGGAGAGCCUUUUCGCCGCCCAGCUAGGCCCGCCGGUCGUCAAGGAGUUCCUGCUGGGCCGGGCGGACACCAUCAUGUCCAGCAUUGGGGGCGUGGAGACGCUCACCUUCAUCAAGGUGCCCUCGGCCCAGAGCCCGGCCACCCAGCCGGACAUCGAGCUCAUCCAGGUAGCCGGCAGCCUGGCCAGUGACGAGGGCACUGCCCUCGCCAAGGGCGCCAACUUCAAGCCCGAGAUCUACAACAGGAUGUACAAGGACCUGGCCGACCGGCAGCAGGACCACUUCAGCUUCCUCAUCAUGCACUUCAAGCCCGCCUCCGUGGGCCGCCUGUGGCUGCACAACCGGAACCCCCUGGAGUGGCCGCGGAUCGACCCCAAGUACUUCUCGGCUGCCGGCGACGUGGAGCAGCUGCUGGAGGGCAUCAAGGAGGCCAUCCGGAUCACCCAGAUGCCGGCCAUGCAGGCCAUUGGAACGCGCCUGCUAGACAAGCCCGUGCCGGGCUGUGAGUCCUUCCAGUUCGCCUCCGACGACUACUGGCGGUGCUCCAUCAGGACGCUGUCCUACACCCUGCACCACCAGGUGGCCACCUGCCGCAUGGGGCCCGAGUCCGAUCCCACCACCGUGGUGGACCACCGGCUGAAGGUGCACGGCAUGCGGCGCCUCCGGGUGGUGGACACCAGCAUCAUCCCCCUGCCGCCCACCGCCCACACCAAUGCGGCGGCCUUCAUGAUCGGCGAGAAGGCGGCGGACCUGGUGCGGAGCGACUGGAGCUGAGGUCGGCCUUGUUUUGGUUUCGAAGCUCGGAAAGCCAAACAAGAAACUAAUCUUUAUGUAAACGGGUCAAUAAAGACAAGCCGGAGUGAGAGAUGAAAGUCGAAAGUGAGGAAUCGUUGGGGGAAACAACUGCAUAUGAAAUGAAGCUAUCGACGAAAAUAUGGAACUAGUUUAUAGAAACAAUACUUUUUUUUUUCCUUUUUUUAAAUUAAUAUAACUAAUAGACUAAUAGAAACUACCAUGUAAUAAAGACUAACACCUACUGCUCUUAA